GGUACGGUUUGAAGAAAAAAAAAACCUUCUGCUAGGUAUAUCGCCGUUCAUGUAGCUAGCGCUUAGACCACGAUUCCCCUUACCCACCUCUAAGCUCUUAAAAUUAGUCGGUAAAUCAUGAUCCCACGCGGACUAAUUUCUACCUGUCACUUCGGCGUUUUUUCGCCAGGUAUUCGCGCUCUGUACGCUUGGACAGUAAACAACCCUCCUACGCGUGCCAGAACCACUCAGUUCGAUUCCAGGACCUAUAUAAGUGAUAUUUUGACGUAUGUCUCUUUAUCACACUCCCCCUUAUCCUCCCUCGAAUCCGUUUCACUCCUUCGAAAUAUAGGCCCAGGUGUAUUUUACCUACACAGCGUCGUAUCCUCCCUUCUCCUUACUGACCUUCAGCUCCUAAUGUCACCCACCAGUCCGUCGAAGUCAAGGCAGGCGUCGCCUACCACUCGUUCGCCCGGCCCGCCCUCGUCGCCGGCUACUAGGCCGAGUGUAACUAAGCCGUCGAAAUGGGCAAGGGCAGAACGGCACCGUGCAAGAAAACGUGCUGCCGCCACACAGACGACUCUCCGUCUCGCUAGAGCAGACCCGCAAAUCCGCAUCUUAGGUAAUACGCCUUCCUCGUUCUAAACGUGCCGUGCUCAUUCUUAUGUAAUAGACUCCUGCUUCCAACUUUCCUCUGUCGAAGCUAACGCGGAGCCGGCAACUACAUGUGCCUAUAUCGCUGACUACUCGAUCCCCGGACUACAUUCUGGCCAGGGUUCUCCUAGGGACGAGGACCAAACGCCCAUCCCAAACCCGAUUCACGAUCCAGAGAAAACCAACGCCCGGCCUUUUACGCAGCCCGCUACUGAGGCAGCAGACAUGGCGGGCGACGACGCGCUAGUCUGGAUCGACUGCGAG
This is a messenger RNA of Durotheca rogersii, 897 nucleotides long. RefSeq lists its product as uncharacterized. The record is from RefSeq and is a predicted model, not a curated record. The transcript has a single exon. NCBI's taxonomy places the organism in Eukaryota, Fungi, Ascomycota, Sordariomycetes, Xylariales, Xylariaceae. Bases 118 to 624 code for a protein of 168 amino acids.